Molecule: messenger RNA, 3977 nt
Organism: Amaranthus tricolor (Joseph's coat)
Lineage: Eukaryota; Viridiplantae; Streptophyta; Magnoliopsida; Caryophyllales; Amaranthaceae
Product: glucan endo-1,3-beta-glucosidase 14
Exons: 4
Coding region: 2548-3795 (415 amino acids)
Biological process (GO): carbohydrate metabolic process
Cellular component (GO): plasma membrane
Molecular function (GO): hydrolase activity, hydrolyzing O-glycosyl compounds
Source: RefSeq, a predicted model, not a curated record
CACUCCCAAAGCAGAGCAUCUAACGGACAGGUUUGUUCAUUUCGAGUGGCACGACUGACGACGCGCGCCUCCGAUCAGAGUUCGGACUGCCAGAGUCACUGAUUCAUGGGCUGACGGCAGUCAACAGAGUCCAGACCAUCGGCACCGACGACUCUGUCCUCCGACGCACUACUUCGCACAGUCUGACAGUCAGUUUUCUUUGAAUCUCAAUUUAGUUUGUAAUUGAAGAUUUAAAUAUUGAAUUGAAUAUUUUUUUCAUGUAUGUUCUUAACUUCAAGGUUUUCAUGUAUAUUGUACUGAUAUAUGGAUGUUUUGAACAUUUUGAAGCUAAUUAGGGUAGAUUUCCCGCGUGUUCUUAAUUACUAGGUUUUCUUGGUUUCUGGCGACUACAUAUUAGUAAUCCAUACCAUCAAUUGUUGAAAGUAAUUUAUUUCAAAAUUCGAAGUGAUUUCUUGAUUUUUUUGGUGUCCUGAGAUGAAAUGACUAACUUUGAGAUGAGAAGAACAGAAUCAAAACUUUCAAAAUUCAAUCAAGUUGGAAUAAAGCUGUUAGUGUAUUUCAAUCAGACUUAUUUUUUUGGAUGUGGUUUUUUUUCAAACUUUGUUGAAUAUUUACAUUAUGCACUGCAUUUAAAAUAUGACAAUUGCAUUAAUUAUAACAUUGUUGAAUGUAAUUUUUUUUUAUGUCUUAUUGACAUCAUUUGUUUUUAAAUUUGGAUCUGCCGCUGAUAACUACAAUUAGCAAGGAAAACUUAGGAUAAAAGCAGUAGUCUAGGAUUUUCAUCUUGGCCCUCAAAGCUGAACUGCAGAGAAAGAGAGCGACCUAUUGAACUGUAUCUAGCACUGCGCCAUGACAAAUCUGACUUUUAGUACUCGGGUUUCUUAACAAACUUGAGAAGAUUCUAGAGGCCGAUUAAGAAGGGAUUGGAGGACGAAGAACAGGGCAAAUCCCUUCAAGUCAUAGAUGGUCUGAGUGAUUUAUCAUCCUGAAUACACCACAGUGCAACUUUUAUUGAUAUAUUCACCCUUGGAUCAAGAUCUAUUACCUUCAAUCUUGGAUCUAAGAUCAAAUUCAUUCGACCUUGUUCCAUCAUUUUGAAUGCAAAUGAUGUUAAAUGUGCUUUUUCUUUAGGUUCACUUGGAUUAUAAUUCUUCAUCCCACCAAUGAUCUCUAGUAAGACCAUACCAUAACUAUAAACGUCACUUUUCUCUGAAAUCGUGCAGUGUGUAAUACAUUCAGGUGCUAAGUAACCCCUUGUACCCCUUAAUGUCGUAAAUACAUGACUAUGUUCCUUGUUCAUUAACUCAGCUAACCCAAAAUCUUGUACUAUUUAACUGCGGUAGCAUUUUCGUUAAAUUUUUGUUAAAUCUGUUUAAUUUAUUAUUUUGUAAGAUUUUUCAACGUGGUAGCAUUUAAUUUUUGUUCUCAAAUGUUUAAUUCACCAUUUUGACGUUUAAUUUACCGAUUAGUUUAUCAACACACUUAAAUGUUGUAACAAUUUUAUUUUCAUUCUAAUUAUUGGCAUUAUGAUGUUCAAAAAGUGCUUACAAACACUAAUAAAUAAUUCAAAAGACGCACUUUAUAAGCUCAAAAGGUGCAUUUCAUAAGUUCAAAAGGUGCAUUCCAAGUACUAAUACAUAUCUAUUUAAUUGUUACAACAUUUAAGGGCGUUGAUAAAUUAAUCGGUGAAUUAAACGUUAAAAUGGUGAAUUAAAUAUUUGAGAGUAAAAAUUGGAUGCUACCAUGUGGAAAAAUCUUACAAAAUAAUGAAUUAAACAAAUUUAACAAGAAUUUAACGAAAAUGCUAUGGCAGUUAGAUAGUGCAUAAACUGGAUGCUAUCAUGUGGAAAAAUCUUACAAAAGUGCUACCACUGACGUUUCAUGAAAAGUAGAUACUAUUAUGUGAAAUUUUCCUAAAUAAAAAAUUAAAUGACGAAAUAAAUAAUGGUUAAAAGGACAAAAUAAAUAAUGGAUAAGGACUCACAAAUGCAAAUAUAAAUGAAUAUCAUCCAUUAUUUGUGAUUUGUGAAGUAAUAAACUAGAGAUUAGUGAUAAACAUGUUAAAUGUAUCUAAAUUGCAAAGAAGUUUAUGUGGAAAUCGUCCCAAGGAUCCCCAAUCAUUAGUUCUAACUAUUAGAAGUAUUCUAGAAAUAUCUAAUAUAGUUAUAGAAAUAUUUUAGGGCAAUGAGUGAGUUUUGGUGCUUUGUGCAAAAUAAAAUUAAUCAAUUUUAGUAGGGGAAACAUGAAGGUAACUGGGGGUUACAUUACAUACUUCUAUAAGUCAUUCAGAGAGUAACUUUUCCUUCUCUUUUUGAAUUGAAUAUCAAAGCAUAUGUUUCUAUAUUAAGUAGCAAUCUUCUACAUUAGAGCACCUAGAUGCAAGUGUAAUUCAUAAAGAAUUGUCUUGUUUUUAACUAUUGAUAGUUAAAAUAUAGCUGGUCACCGAUGUGUGGAAAAUCAUUCUUUCACUAAACUUGUUAAUUUAGAAAACAAGACAGUUUUUAAUGACUUUCAAUUUUCUUGUCAUAUUUAAUGUAAAUCGCCAUUAUGUUGCAGCCUUGCAGGAAUCUAUUGAUCAAAAUAUAUGACUUUUUCCGGUCAAAUGGACAAGAGCAUAUUUUCCACUUUCGAAAUCCAAUCCAUUGCCAAAAAGAAUCAGCAAGCAAUGCUGCUCUAACAACAAACGCAUUCACCGGAACAUACGGCGUAAACUACGGAAGAAUCGCCGAUAAUCUGCCACCACCCGAAAGUGUAGUAACACUUCUUAAAGCUGCAAGAAUAAAGAACAUAAGAAUAUACGACGCCGAUCAUAGUGUUCUAUCCGCAUUUGCAGAUAGUGGGAUCGAAAUAAUUGUAGGUCUUGGUAAUGAAUUUUUAAAAGACAUAGCCGCUAAUGGAGAAAAAGCAAUGGAUUGGAUAAAAAUUAACGUACAACCAUUUCUUCCAAGGACCAAAAUUGUUGGAAUUGCCGUAGGUAAUGAAGUUUUAGGUAGUGGAAAUGACCAAGAACUUUGGGAAGCAUUAGUAAUUGCGGUAAGAAAUGUAUAUAUAUGUCUAGAACGUCUACAAUUAUCUCGAUCGAUUCAAGUUUCGAGUCCUCAUUCUGAAGGCGUAUUUGCUACGUCCUUUCCUCCAUCGGCAGGAGCCUUUAAGGAAGAGAUUUUACCUUAUAUGAAGCCGCUUUUACAGUUCUUUUCGCAAGUUGGUUCGCCUUUUUAUAUAAAUGCAUACCCAUUUUUGGCCUAUAUAAGUGAUCCUACUCAUAUUGAUAUUCGUUACGCGUUGUUUAAGAAAAACCCGGGGAUUAUUGACACAAAGUCUAAACUUCAUUAUGAUAAUAUGUUUAUGGCUCAAAUUGAUGCGGCCUAUUUUGCGUUAGAAAAAGUUGGGUAUAAUAAAAUGGAGGUGAUUGUAUCGGAAACUGGAUGGGCUUCUAAGGGUGACCCGAACGAGCCCGGAACAACUAUAAAGAAUGCAAGGACUUAUAAUUUGAAUUUAAAGAAGUUGUUGUACAAAAAGAAAGGUACACCUUAUAAACCACAUACACCUAUAAAGGCAUAUAUUUUUGCCUUGUUUAAUGAGGAUUUGAAGCCCGGGCCCACUUCUGAGAGAAACUUUGGGCUGUUCAAACCCGAUGGUAGUGUUGCCUAUCAUAUUGGCUUCACUGGUAUUUCCUCUGCCCCCUCAUCCAUGUUUUCAUUCAAGGGUUUUAGGGCUCAAGGGUGGUUUGAGUACUCAAAAUUGUUGAUCAUAACAAUUUGUACGGCCUAUGUACUUUUGGGUGUAAUCUCCUGAUACUUUUUGGGGAAAUUUUUAUUCUGUAUUGUGAGUAUGUACCGUUCCAUAUAGAAGUAUAUAUUUCCAUGCACAAGAUGAAAUUUAGAGCUCAAAUUUAUUUUUUAGAUGUGGAACUAAUUCUUUGUACAGAAUACCGCAUUCAUUAUUUAAUUAAUAUAUAAAGGAAUUAUAUUCUGUUA